Messenger RNA from Emericellopsis cladophorae, 702 nucleotides. RefSeq names its product Dihydrofolate reductase-like protein. Bases 1 to 702 code for a protein of 233 amino acids. Gene Ontology annotation, cellular component: peroxisome; mitochondrion. Gene Ontology annotation, biological process: glutathione metabolic process. The transcript has 5 exons. NCBI's taxonomy places the organism in Eukaryota, Fungi, Ascomycota, Sordariomycetes, Hypocreales, Bionectriaceae. The record is from RefSeq and is a predicted model, not a curated record. Gene Ontology annotation, molecular function: glutathione peroxidase activity; glutathione transferase activity.
AUGGGUGGACGAAUUGAUGCCUACGUCGACGUUGCGUCGUUCUUCAGUUAUGUUGCUUUCCAUGAGCUGAGACAGAAUCUGGAGACCCUCCAGAGCCAUGGCGUUACCGUCGAGUUUCACCCUGUUUUGAUCGCGGCCAUCAACAACCUCUCCGGCAACAAGCCGCCAUGGGUCGUCCCAGCCAAGGGGAAAUACCUAGCCAUUGACUCCCGUCGCGCCGCAGAGCGUGUCGGGCUGACGAACCUCAAGACGCCCGAGGACUUUGUGAAGAGGGCGCUGACGGUCUCAACCCAGAGAGCGCUGCACUUUGUUAAGCAGCACUACUCUCACGAGAUCCUCGUCGCGACCACGGCCACUCUGAUGGCGAAGUUCUGGACACCGCCGCACGUCAACCUCACCAUUGACGAGAACCUAGCCCAGGUGCUGCGCGAGGUCACCGAUGGUGGGGAGCAAGGGAACAGGGUCUUCACGCAGGACGAUGUGGAGAGGAUCAUGAAGGGCCGAGAGGAGAUGAAGGAGAGGCUCAAGAACACGACGCAAAAGGCGGUUGAGCUCGGUGCAUUUGGGGCCCCAUGGCUAUGGGUCACCAACGACAGUGGGAAGAGCCAGCCCUUCUUUGGCAGCGACCGGUUCAACCAUGUCUAUGAAUUUCUGGGUGUGCCGCACCAGGACGUGGCUCUGCUGCCACCGUCCAAGUUGUAA